Messenger RNA from Sitodiplosis mosellana (orange wheat blossom midge), 6684 nucleotides. RefSeq names its product HEAT repeat-containing protein 1. Gene Ontology annotation, cellular component: small-subunit processome; 90S preribosome; t-UTP complex. Lineage: Eukaryota; Metazoa; Arthropoda; Insecta; Diptera; Cecidomyiidae. The coding region runs from base 169 to 6561 and encodes 2130 amino acids. The transcript has 5 exons. The record is from RefSeq and is a predicted model, not a curated record. Gene Ontology annotation, molecular function: snoRNA binding. Gene Ontology annotation, biological process: maturation of SSU-rRNA from tricistronic rRNA transcript (SSU-rRNA, 5.8S rRNA, LSU-rRNA); positive regulation of transcription by RNA polymerase I.
AUCGCAAUUUAUUCUGUCAAACUUACUUCGAACAAAAAAAAAACACGUGCAUACCAUUCAGACGUGUAUUUUGACCGCAUGUUGUUUACUACUGAAAUUAAGUUUGAAAAAAGUAAAAAAUCGAUUAUUUUUCAAGUGAAUUUGAUGAAAUAAAAAGCAACGAUAAAAAUGUCGAAGAUUUCAACAUCUUUAGCGGAUCAAUUGCGUCGGUUGAAGACACCUCAAUCAACGUUAUUGACCGAUAGUAAGAAGCGUGCUUCAAUUUUGUUCAGUCCAAAAGAGGCGGCCGAAAAGGAUCGUGAAACCAUUUUUGACAUUGGAUACAGUGGUUUUGAAGAUUUAAUCAAAUUGAACCCAUCAUUUUUGCAAUUUGAAUCGGCAUUGUUCGACAAAAAUGCGCGUGAAAUGCAGCGAGCCAUCGAACACAAAGAGGUGAACCGGCAAUUGAAAGAGGUUAUCAAAAAGUUUCUCAUCCAUUUAUCGCCGUAUUUGCUGUUGCAACCGUCACACAAAUGCUUGGAAUGGUUGAUUCGUCGGUUCAACAUCAAUGAAUAUGAAAAGAGUGAGUUUAUGAUGCUGAUUUUACCGUAUCACGAAACGACCAUCUUCGUGAAGUGCCUGCAAACGAUGAAUUUAAGCGAUCCAAGUGAUUUGUGGCAUUGGUUGGAACCGGUGAAAAAAAAUGGUGUUCCAUUGUCAAAACAAGCGCUGCUAAAUCGUGUGGCUAGCGACAGUUUCCUCAUGUCAUUCGUUUGCGAGGCAAUUGUUUACGCUGUAAACGAACUUGGAGUACGGUCACAUACGCUUCAAGUUUACUAUGCAUUCUUCUGUACAUCCGUCAUUGGUGCAUUGGACAUUGCCAAAAUCAACGAGUCCCACAUUACCAACAUUUAUAGAGCCAUUCGAAAGGGAGUCAAGUCAACGUCGAUCGAUUUUUGUGCCGCAUCACUCAUGAUCAUCGGUCAAUUGGUGAAUAAAGUCAAAUUAAAGCGCGAUAUUCUGGAUGCACUCGUUAAUAUGCUGUUGGAAAAAGUGCAACACGCCAAAUUACAACAAGAUGUGAUCAUUUUGCUGGUGCUCAUCUAUCGCAAUCAAAACGAAACCAUCGAUGACAUUUCGGAAGAAUGCUUAACCAAAUUGCUAGUGAACAUCAAGUGGUUGCCUCCGGUUUUGUCAAAGAUUUACAGCGAAGACGUCAAUAUUUUACCAUUUUAUUUGCCACUUUUGUCCGCCUGUCUCAAGCACAUUCAACUGAAGGUCGGCAGCUGGAAGAAAUGCCGCAAAUUCUGUGAUUCACUGCUUUCGGAGAUUUUCUUCAAGGCCGAGCAUGCUGAAAGAGUCAUUCGUUGCACUUUGGACUCGUUCAUCUUAACGGAGAAAAUCGACGAUUCCAUCAUCGAAAUCGAAUCGGGCAAUGAAGAUGAAGAAAUGGAAGCGACUGACAAGGGAAUCACCAAAUGGUAUACGAACACUCUAAAAGCGCUUGAGCGUCGUUAUCCAAACACUUUCGAUGCGAUUGUAAAGGAGAUCGUUCGAUCGGAUAACAAAUCCAUGAGUGAACUAAAAAAGCGUUCGCUGAAGAAAGUGUUGAGUUUCUUAUUUACAAUCGUUUGUGCCGAUGACAAUGUGAAUCUAUUCGAAAAGCUAUACCAUUACAACGCUCAGCAGCGCGUUGAAGCCAUUAAGUAUUUGGUGAAAAACUUGAGCAAAAUGAGUUUCUCCGACGAUAGCAAGAGUUUGCUAAAGGGCAGCAUUGCUGAACGGCUCAGCGAUGAUUCACCGUUGGUAGUAAAAGAGGCGCUUAAAUUCGAUAGUACAGCCUUGCUACGAUUCAUGACCAAGUCGGAGUUGCUGAAGAAAUAUGUGAAUAUUUUGGAGCAAACAUUGAAAAAUCCAAAGGCUUGGGAGAGCACCGCUUUGGAAGCCGUUAAACGUUUGUGUGAAUUGUACUUAAAGAGUUUUCCGAUUGAAAUUUUAGUCGCAAUUUUGCCAUUAAUUCUGCAACCAUCUGAACUUAGCGCCGAUUUUUUGCGUAAAGUGUUCAACUCGAAUUUCGUCAAACGCAUGGAUUUGAUCAAAGAGUGUAAAAAUGCAACGGCAGGCACUGGUGAUGAUAAAGAAGCGAUGAUGGCAGAAAUUGUGUCGGUGUUUGAGUCGAAGAAAGGUAUGCCAGCCACGAGAGCAGUACUGAAUUUCAUCAAGACAAUUGGUGACGAAGACCUCACAUUGAAUAAAGGAUUUUAUUCCAUGUUUUUGCUCUACCAUUCGUAUUCAUAUAAAUAUUCGAGAUUGACAGAGAAACAACAUUUGGCCGAAUGCAACGAUAUUUUCAAUGUAAUCGAACGAUUCGAGAAACAAUUCAAAACAGGCAGUACAUCGGAUAGUUCGAAAUGGACCAGUUUGGUUGCCAGAGGCAUUUAUCCGUUGAAUAUUCAUAUUGCGAUUGCCAAUAAUGUCAUCAAUUCAUUGGUAGAAUUUGUUAAAAAAGACGAAUUCAAGAAUAAAUCCAUUGAAUUCAACGAGCCCAUCAAUAUUUUGUUUGUUUUGCGCCGCAUCUUUGAGUAUUUCGUUUCGAAAAUGAGUCGCAGUCAAUCGAAAUACGCUUUGUUUGGUGAGGGUUUGACGUUUUUCUUUGGACAAUUGUUGGUCGAACCACAAAAACGCAUCGAGUUCUUGUCGAAUUAUUUCACAAUCGACGUAUUGUACCCGGAACCAAGAGUGGGAAUACCAAGCUCCAUUUCCAUCAAGCAUCAAAUUUUCAUAAUCAACUACUUCAAUUCGUUGUUCCAAUCCGAAGAGAGUGAUGUUAAAGGUGUUCAACUCACACUGGAACCGUUCAUCCGCAUAUUGAACGCCCUUCGUUCACCAAAUAGCGAAGUACGUGAAGCUGCUUAUGAAACACUAGUCAUUUUAAAAUCCUCGAAUCAAUCGAAAUACAAAACUCUAAUUUCGAAGCUUAUUCGUCGCCAGAGUGAAAUUCUAAUGGAUGACAAUCAACUGCCAUUGAUUUUGUUCAAGAUUUUUGAUAAAAAAUCAUCCAGCGAACUCAACGACAACUUGAUGGAAUUCAUGGAGUUUAUCGCAACAACGAAAGACAACGAAUUUUUGGUGGCUCAAUUACUCGAAGCAUUGACUCACGUGAACAAUGAAGAUAUCCUCAAAUCGAUUGCCAGCACCGCAACCAACAUCUUAACCAAUGCUCACGACGAAAUGUGCAAAUCGGCCAAGAAAGUGCUUUCGUUGGAUUGUUUCAAGUCCACUAUUGUUCGGAAUAUUUUAUCACGUUAUACACAGCAAACGAUUAAAAUUGUGAACAAGGUGUCGGGCACUUGGCAGGUAUUGCUCAAAUCGGCCGAAUCGUACGGUGUACUAUUAAAGGGAAAGACGAAAGAAACAUCGAUCACAAAUGUCACCGUCGAAGUGUUCAACAAUGAUUUAUUCAAUGAACUGUCCGAAGCACAUCAAAAGCAAUUUAUUGCGGCGCUUGUGAAUAGUGCAACGUAUGCAGAAAAUGCCGGACUUUACACCAAUAUCAGUAAAUUCUUCAAACAAAUUCAACUCAAUGCCAAAAUUUGUGUGGGCAUUCUGGAUGAAAUGGCCAAAACCGAACGUGGCGAUGCAAUGGAAAUGGAUACGAUGCCAACCACUAUACGUCAACGUCGAAACUCACAAAGCGCCAGUGACAGCGGUGCAUCGGCCGAACUACUAAAAUUGAAGUCAUGGAAACGAGGUGUCACUUGGUUAGAGUUCUUACAAAACAAAAAAGACAUCAAUAAUCCACAUCUUAUGAUUCCAUCACUGUUUGCCGUUCUACAAAAGUGUCUGCAGUUUGAGGAUCAAUCGAAUGUGGAAUAUGUGAAACAAUUGUCACUUGCUUGCAUUCAUCAUUUGUGCGUUAUCAUCGCACCGGACGGAAAAGUCGAAAGAAACGCGAUUUCGGAGAAGAAUUUCAAAAUUGAACCGGUUGUUCAGUGCAUUCGAGGCACUCAAAACCCACAAACACAUCAUCAUGCAUUGCAGUUGCUAUCGCAUUCAGCUCGCAUGUUGCCCGAGCAAGUGCUUCAUAAUAUGAUGGAUAUUUUUACAUUCAUGGGCUCGUCCGUGGUCCGUCACGAUGACGUCUACAGUUUCCAAAUAAUCACAAACAUCAUAUCAUCGAUUAUCCCAACGUUGACUCGAGUGAAUGAGCAUAAAUCAGAAGCUGAACGCAAUGAACGCGUAAUGCCUGUGCUCAAAGUCUUUUCCGAUAUCAUUCUUGAUGUUCCGGAGCAUCGUCGUUUGCCACUUUACACAAAACUGUUGGAAACUUUGAAUGCCGAUAACUAUCUGUGGAUGUUCCUAGCCAUUUUGGUUGAGUCUUACAUUACUCACUUCAAACCGGAGAUUGAAAAGACCAGUCGUCAGAGUUCCACAUUGGCUAUUGAAUUACCUCAGCGGAUUGAAAUUGCAUUGGCUCUAACAAAGGAGUUUAGUUGCAGAACAAUCAUUGUGACAGCCACAAAAUUGACGGCCUUUUUGCAAAAGUUGCCAAUUAACCGGCCAACCAAUGCCUCAGAAAAGGUGCCCGCAGAAGUGUCCGCAUUAUUUAAUAUAAAUGCAUGGACAAACAGGCAGUUCCGUCACUUCAAGUAUGAAAUUGUCAAAUUCGUCAAUGCCCUGACUUCGUCGGUUGAGUUUGUAAACAAAGUAGCCGUGCUCAGUGAUGAUGAAGCAACUGACAUGAAGGAAUACUAUCAAGAUUCAAUUAUCAGCAUCCUGACCUAUAUCCCAAUAAUAUCCAAAGCAACGGAACAAAUGGUCGAAAGUAACCAUGCGGAUUAUUGGAAAGCAAUGCUUCACAAUUGCUUCGACAUUUUGGAGAAUGUCAUCUCACUGCUGUCGUCGAAUGUGCUACUGGUUGUGGUGCACGGCCUUUUGUCGCAUAAAUUAUCGAGCGUCAGACGAAGAGUUAUCGAAUUGUUGAUUAAUAAAUUGCAACGCAACCCGGAGAUAUUCAGUGAAGAGAAUGAAAAGGACUUGGUUUCGUUGUUGGCGCCGCUUACCAAGAUCAUCGAAUCAAUCAUCGACGAGAAGAAGCUGGUGCAGAAUGCGUCGUCCGUCGAAAAUACCGGCAUACAGCAAAUGGCGUUGAUGGCUGUAAAAAUGUUGUCCAAGCAAUUGGCCGAAAAGCAUCCAAAGGAUUUCAAGCACAUUGUUGAAACACUCAUCGAUGUGCUGCGAAAGAGUGAAAAAGUACCACGUAUCCUAUUGGCCACCGUACUUUUGUGCUUGUGUGAAAUUUGUGCCAAUCUUCGAGUGCAUUCGAUUGCCUACUUGCCAAGUUUUAUGAAAAUUUUCUUGGAAAUAUUGAAGGGCUUCACAAAGCCGGAGAAUGUGAGCAAUGACAAUGUACUGAUAUGCCUAGUUGCUGGGCUAUUGAAAAUUGUCGGUACAUUGGCCUUAUACCUUAGUCCAUAUCUCGUUGAAAUGAUUGUUCGCCUCUCACAAAUCUGGCACAACAUUGAAUCCGAGCUGACGAAAGAUCCGAAACGUGAUUCAUUAAUCGUCGAGCGAUUGAAUGGAAUCUGGGAGAAAUUAUCAACGACGUUGGAGUUGCGUGUUUUGAUUCCAACCAUCAAUCAAAGUUACAAGAAAUUAGUGAAUGAUGAACAAAGCAUUGCCAUUGGCCCAUUGAUGCUGUUGCUAUCACAAACAUUUGACCAACAAGCCGCUGGUAAUAUAUCAAAAUUCAUGCCCGACAUAACAUCAUUCUUUAUCGCCGCACUUCAAUUCCGAUUCGAUCACAGCGACAUCGAUUUUGCCAUUUUGAACGAAUUGGAGAAUAAAAUCAUUAAAUCCUUCCGAGCAUUGACACUGAAGUUGUCCGAAGGAAGCUUCAGACCAUUGUACUAUCGCAUCUAUGACUGGGCAAUAAAGCAAAGUGAUAAAGACCUUGAUCACAUCAUCACCUACUUCCGAUUGUCCGUUGAAAUAUCCAAGUCUUUGAAAACACUAUUCGUACUAUUUGCCAACGAUUUCAUCGACGAUGUGCCAGAAAUUUUGAAUAAAUCUCUGGCAUCGGAAUUGACAAAUCAAAGCGCUGCACUGCAUCAGAAAACUGGACUGUUGAUUGAUAGUGUUGUGGAAACAUUGUAUCAAGUAUUUUUGCAUGACAGUCGUAGCUUCAUAAAUGGUGCACGCUUUAAAGCCAUUCUUCAGCCGCUGGUCGACCAAAUUGAAAAUGAAAUCGUCUUGGAUUCGCCAAAGUCAAUGGAAUUGGUGUCAUCGGCCUUAGCGCAGCUCGGUCAAGUGGUUAACGACGACAUUCAAUGGAAGAAAUUGAACUAUCAAAUUCUCAUGAAGACACGAAACAACGAGUCACGCAUACGCCUCUUCGCAUUGAAAGUGGGUGUAAGUCUUGCGGCAAAACUCGGUGAAGAUUACAUGCCAUUGUUACCCGAAACUGUUCCAUUCAUUUCGGAGCUGUUGGAAGACGAAAAUCCAGAGGUGGAAAAACAAUGCCAGCUCAGCGUACAGGAGCUUGAAACGAUUUUAGGCGAACCACUGCAGAAAUACUUCUAAAUUACACUUCAUUUUCGAAUGAAUUGAAUUUUUUCUGUUUUUCAUACACUCAUCAUUCGUGUAACAUUGUAUUUUAUUUUCACAUACAAAGAAAAAUAAUAAUCGAGUUAAUUUUCAAAAAUA